This is a messenger RNA of Oryza brachyantha (malo sina), 1055 nucleotides long. RefSeq lists its product as uncharacterized. The record is from RefSeq and is a predicted model, not a curated record. The coding region runs from base 145 to 474 and encodes 109 amino acids. The transcript is spliced from 2 exons. Lineage: Eukaryota; Viridiplantae; Streptophyta; Magnoliopsida; Poales; Poaceae.
AGCGAGCCCUCUCUGCGGCGCAAGCCAGUUUUGCCGCUCAAGGCAGUUCCUUCUCUCUCUGUUCCUCAUUUCUGCUGCUCUGAUUCCAUUCUUGCUAUCUCUAGAGACAGAAAGAGAGAACAGAAGUACGAAAGGCAGGUAGUGAUGGCGUCAAACUACGUGGACACUGCAGGUGAGGAGGGCAGGUUCCACGGCCACCACCACCACAGCAGCGGCACGACGCCGACCGGCGCGGCAGCGUCCCCGAAGAUGCGGAGGAGCUGGUCGUCCGCCGCCUCGGCCUCGUCCGGUGGCGGCGGCCACGGGUCGGCGCCCAAGUGCGUCUGCGCUCCGGCGACGCACGCCGGCUCGUUCAAGUGCCGGCUCCACCGCAACAGCUCGCACGGCCACGGCCACCCGUCGUCCUCUCCCACCGCCACCGCGCCGGCGGCGGCCGUGCAGUCCUCGUCCUCCCGCACCGUCGCGGCGCAGUGACGCAGCAACGAUCUCUCGGACCAAGAAACGCCCAACAACAAGAGGAGAAGAGAAGAGAAAAAGGGAAAAGAACAUAAUCAAACCCAAAGAACAUUUGUGUCAUAAGAAAGGGAGAUUAUUUGUUCCUCCCUUGAUGUCUGAUGAUGGAAUUGGGAAAAAAAACUCCCUUUUCUGCUUCUUUUUCCCGUCCUUUUGUUUUGGGAUCUUUAUUGAAUGAUCAUCUUUCCUCAUCAGAAGAAAUUCUAUCUCUUCGACUUCCACAGUUCUACAAGGAAUCCUGCAAUGCCUGCUUUUCCUCCAACCUCUCUACUUAUAUCAGAAGAAACUGGAAGCAUUUGUCCUAUUAUUAGAGUAUGCGGACAGUGUGGAUGUGGUGCUCUACUAUGUAAUUACCAUUCCAGAAAAAUACAUCCGUGUUGCAACUUGCAAGCGGUGAUGUCUUGAUGGAUUGAUUUUUUUUUUUCGCCAGAAAAGGACGUUAGACGAGCCACAAUCAGAUUUGCUGAUACAAAUGAACCACUACGGGCUCCCUUGUAACAGGAAAAACACUGGAUAAAGAUGUCAGUGUAUUGAAUCGUGCA